CACUGUUCCACAUUCUGUAGUGACUGUCAGCGGGAGCGCGCGCGCACCAAACACUGGAAGUUUAAAGUCAAGAUGGCAAGUAAAAUCCUCCUGAGAGCCUGUCGAGUGACUCUGAUGGGCAGGCAAAAUAUUUUAAUGAAAACACCUCAACGUGCGAUGGCCGGGAAAGGUAUCCCAACAGAUGACGAGCAGGCUGCGGGUUUGGAGAGACGCAUCCUGCAGGCGCUGAAAAAGGGCCAGGAUCCGUACAGCAUAUUCAAGCCAAAGGAAUACACUGGAUCCAAAGACGACCCUCAUAUUGUUCCAAGCAUCAAUAACAAACGGCUGGUUGGCUGCCUCUGUGAGGAGGACAACACCGCUAUUGUUUGGUUCUGGCUUCAUGAGGGAAACCCUCAGCGCUGCCCGUCCUGCGGCUCGCACUACAAACUGGUCCAUCAUGAGCUGCCGCAUUGAGCUGAAGCUCCUGGACCACAAACACCUGCACUUCUGAACCAAAGUGCCUAUGCCAAACAUGUACAGGAUUCAAUAAUAAAAUAAUUUAAUACAA
Molecule: messenger RNA, 547 nt
Organism: Megalobrama amblycephala (Wuchang bream)
Lineage: Eukaryota; Metazoa; Chordata; Actinopteri; Cypriniformes; Xenocyprididae
Product: cytochrome c oxidase subunit 5B, mitochondrial
Exons: 4
Coding region: 73-453 (126 amino acids)
Biological process (GO): mitochondrial electron transport, cytochrome c to oxygen
Cellular component (GO): mitochondrial envelope
Source: RefSeq, a predicted model, not a curated record